Molecule: messenger RNA, 9833 nt
Organism: Oncorhynchus keta (chum salmon)
Lineage: Eukaryota; Metazoa; Chordata; Actinopteri; Salmoniformes; Salmonidae
Product: fibronectin-like
Exons: 12
Coding region: 651-6944 (2097 amino acids)
Molecular function (GO): protein binding; GTP binding
Source: RefSeq, a predicted model, not a curated record
UGAUAUGGGACCAGUCCUCUUCAGGAUUGUGAGCCUCCUCUCAGAGUUAAUGAGUUAUCAGAUUGAUAUGGGACUAGACCAGUCAUCUUCAGGAUUGUGAGCCUCCUCUCUGAGAGUUAUAAUGAGUUAUCAUCAGGGGGCUGAGGGUGGUGACAUCCUUAAAGAAAGACAGAAGGAUGGGUCAACAAACAAGGAUCUUGAUGAGACCAUGGACCCUGAUAUGAACCCUGAUAUGAGGAAUAUGAAGUAUCUACAGCUACGUACCGCUAGUCAUAUGUCUAUGAAUGACCAGAGAAACCAGUCAGUGAAUUCAAGCAGCAUAGACCCAAGUGAUGAUGGAGACCAAACCAGGAAUGAAAGCAUCGGGUCAGAAGAAGUGCUCUGUGAUGUCUGUGAGGUCAAAGCUGUGAUGUCCUGUCUGACCUGCAACCUGUACUACUGUGAGACCCACGUUAAGAAGCACUACACAGUACCUAAACUACUGGGACACACCCUGGUGGAUGUGACUGGAGACCAGGAGGAGAGACUCUGUCAGGAACACGACAGAGCUCUGGAGGUGUUCUGCAGGACAGACCAGAAGAUGAUCUGUAGUCUGUGUUCUGUGACAACACACAACGGACAUGAUAUAGGACAUAAGGAGAUACAACAAGAUGGAAGACAGACUCAAGGUGAAGAGCAACAUCAACCUGGUUUUAAAUGAAGGGCUUCCCCCUCCUGGUGAGAUCCAGUUCCUUUCAGUGACGUCGGACUCCGUGUCUCUGAGCUGGGGUUCUCUUGAGGAACGGACGGGGCCACAGAAGUUCAGAGUGACUUGGAAGUGCGACAGGGAAGUGAGCAGUCUAAGAGUUAAAGGCGUGCUUAAUGUUAAAAUAAAUGGCCUCGAACCUGGUAGAAGAUAUGAGUUCAAUGUGGCUACAGAGGGAGACAAUGGCAACCAAAGCAGAAGGGUCUCAGCAUCUGUAUCGACAGAGGUCCCGACACCUAGAGACUUAACGAUAGUCCAGUCUGGAGCAACUGCUUUCACUCUAAAAUGGAACAAGGCUCUUAGACUGGACCAAACCCCUCAGAGCUUCCUCGUGUCCUACAGCAGCCCAGGAACAGAGACUAAAGCAGCAAAUACUACAGACUGCUACAUAAUAUUGUGUAAUCUUCAACUGGAGACUCAGUACAUUAUCAGUGUCUCAACUGUUCUAAAGAAUGGGGAACAAAGUGAACCUGUUUCUACAACCAUCUGCACAAAACUUCCAGACCCAGUUGGGCUGAAGGUGGACUCAGUAACCAUCUCAUCAGCCAAUGUGAGCUGGAGCCAGCCUCAUGGAAUGGACCAAACCCAACACCGAUACCUGAUAUCUUACCAGGGCACAGAGAAGGAGCGAUGGAUUUCUACUCGAUAUCAUAGUAUUGUUCUCUCUGACCUCCAACCUGCCACUGAGUACUCAGUCACUGUCUGCACUGAGUUGGAAAAUGGGGAACAAAGUCAACUUGUGUCAACAACCUUCACCACAAGAGUCCCAUCACCUGAAGACUUGAUGGUAGUCCAGUUGCAACCUAUUUCACUCUCUGUCAAGUGGACAAAGGCUCCUGGACUGGACCAAACUCCUCAGCGUUUCCUCGUAUCCUACAGCAGCCCAGGAACAGAGCACCGGACAGCACAUACUGAAGACUGCCAUACGACACUCUCUGACCUGCAACCUGGUACUGAGUACACUAUCAGUGUCUCAACUGUGCUGAACAAUGGGGAAGAGAGUGAACUUGUUUCUAAAACCAUCUGCACAAUUCUCCCAGCUCCAGACCAGCUGACUGUUGACUCAGUGGAAUCCACAUCAGCUGCUGUUAGCUGGAACCAGCCACCAGGAUUGGACCAAACCCAACAUCAUUACCAGAUCUCCUACCGCUGUCCAGGGAUAAAACCACACAUCACUACCACAUCUUCACCCAGCAUCACUCUCUGUGACCUGAAACCUGCUACUGAAUACUCAGUCACUGUCUGCACUGUGCUGGAAAAUGGGGAACAAAGUCCAGCCAUGUCAACAACCUUCACCACAAAGGUCCAAGCACCAGGUGACUUGAAGGUAGACCAGCUGAAACCUACCUCCCUCACCAUUAGUUGGAGUAAGGCUCACGGAAUGGAGAAAACCCCACAUCACUUCAUCAUCAGGGUAGCCAGAAGCCUAGAAGGAUCCAAAAUCCAAACCCAAAUAGCCGAGCCCCAAGAAGAGUACCUUGAAUACUGCCACAGAAAAUGUUCUGACCUGCAACCUGGUACUGAAUACACUGUCAGUGUCUCAACUAUGCUGGCCAAUGGGGAACAGAGUGAACCAGUCUCUACAACCAUCUGUACAAAGCUCAGUCUGGAAAUGUAUAUGCAGAAAGUUGGACUGAAACAGUAUUUCACACAGAAACUGUCGUUGAAUACCAUGCUAGCAGUCGAUGGCCAGAUGUUGGAGGACAACCAUGCUCCAACUCUACAGUCCCUACCAAUGUGUUUUCUGAAAGAACUGAUGAGGGUGAAUGUGUCAGCAAGGGAUGUGCAGUCUGAUGAUAAAGAUCUUAUGAACCCUCUAGACCUCAUAACAGCCCUGUUUCUGUGUUCAGAGAGUUUCCUGCAGCAGGAUAUUGCCCUGAAAAUGUCCAUGUGUCAGUUUGCUGUUCCUCUUCUGCUGCCAAACUGUGACACAGAACAAAGCACUUUGAUGCUGUGGGCCAUGAGGGACAUAGUGAACAAGUACAGGCCUCAUUCAAUGAAAGACCAGAAAGGGUAUGUUGAGAAAAGUAUUGUGCUCACUGACCUCCCUAUGGUGUCAUUUGUUAGACUGGGAAACAGCACAUUAUCGAAGUCUCAGCUUCUGAAUGAUGUUCUAAGCUGUUCUCAGCAGAAUUACAACACCUUUGUUCACAGUAACAUGCCAGCUGGCAACAUUCCAAGAACUAUUUCUGAUGGGUUAGUGGAAAUCAGCUGGUACCUGCCCAGUGGCAACCCAAACAUUGACGUCUUCACCGAACCUGUGGCUGUAGCUAAUCUUCGUGGUGAUAUCCAGGAUUUUCAGACCCAGUUCUCUUUCCUCUGCGAGACGUCAGCAGCAGUGUUUGUGUUCUGUGAUGAUUUGGGCUCUGACAGCAGUAUUCUGAACCUCCAGAAGAUGAAAGAUCGACUGUUCAUUGUCUGCAACUCUGAGGCUAAGAGCUAUGAUGCAGCAACAUUUGAGAAACACUCUGGUGGUAUAAUAAGGAAAGACAGGCAAAUGAACAACGCACAGCUUGUGAAGAAGCUCCGGUCUACAGUCACAGACGUCAUGAAGGCAAACCCACACAAAACUAAAGUGGAGGAAAUGCGUGUUGUUGCGCAUGAGUUGGGUAUCCCUGUGGAUGAAGAUGAUGAAAUCUGUCUGAAAGCCAAGAAAAAUGCAGCUUUAAUUACAGAUCAAAUCUCUUGCAUACCAAGCUAUAAGGACAGCCAGCUACCGUUACAGGGAGAGACAUGGAAAAGUCUGACUGCACUGGAGAAAGAGGAGGUGAAACUGAAAAAAGCAGGUGAUAAGGACAUUGAAAUUUACAAGAGUGAACUCAAGCAAGAGAAAUAUGAACUCAGGAAGAAGCAGCUGUCUCAUGGCAUUAGUGACAGUAUGAAACAUUUUAUGGAAGGUUUGAGGACUUCCAAAGAAGAGCGCUCCUAUUUCCUAAAGUGGAUGAAGCUCAAUCUGGACAACCUAUCAAGGACACGUCUGUCCGCUCUCAGAGAAAAAUAUAAAGAGCUGUGUCAAAGUACCCCAGGCAAGAAAGACCUCAUUGCCGAUUUAGACAAACAGAUCUCAAACAGUUCCUUAGGAACCGAACAUUUUUUAAGAGAAGUUGGACAGAUGUACGAGGCAACCAUGUCCUCUGAAAGCAGUGAGACUCCACAGCAAUUUCAAGGACUGCCAGGAAUCUGUGCCCAGUUAAUGUUGGAUGGGUUUCCACUGGAGUUGAUGGAUGGUGAUGCAUCAAACAUCCCAAUGAAGUGGAUAUCAGAUGUUCUGCAGGAGCUCCACUUUUUGACUAUGUCAAACAGUAAGAUCCGGGUGGUUUCUGUUUUAGGGGUCCAAAGCUCUGGAAAGUCCACGCUUCUUAACACCAUGUUUGGAGUCCAGUUUUCCGUCAGCAGUGGAAGAUGCACCAGAGGGGCCUUCAUGCAGCUUAUCAAAAUCAAAGAGGAAUUACGGGAUGAACUAAAAUGUGACUUCAUCAUGGUCAUUGACACAGUGGGGCUAAAGGGACUUCAAUCUACCCACCUUACUGACAAUUAUCAGCAUGAUAAUGAACUAGCCACACUUUUGGUAGGACUGAGUGACAUCUCUAUUGUGAAUAUUGCUAUGGAGAACACCACAGAUAUGAAAGACACCCUGCAGAUUGUAGCCCAUGCCUUCCUCAGGAUGAAAGAAGUAGGGAAAAAGCCCAGUUGUCAGUUUGUGCACCAGAAUGUUGCAGAUAUAUCUGCUCAUGACAAAAACCUCAGGGACAGGAAUUGUUUUCUUGAGCAGCUGAAUGAGAUGACAGCUGUUGCAAGCAGGUUGGAAAAUGCAGGGGAUGACACUAAAUUCACUGACAUCAUAGACUACAAACCCGAGGACAACUGUUACAUCCCAGGUCUCUGGCAUGGCAGUCCACCUAUGGCGCCUGUCGAUAAAGGUUACAGUGAAGCUGUAGCCAAUUUCAAAAGGAUGUUAAUUUAUUCAUUAAAAAAGGAGACCCCUUCAGCGCAAACCAUCCCUGAAUUCCUUGAGUGGAUCAGAAGUUUAUGGGAGUCUGUAAAGUAUGAGAAUUUCAUCUUUAGUUUUCGUAACAGUAUUGUGGCUGAGGCAUAUACCAAGCUGUGUGUGGAGUUUAAUAGAUGGGACUGGGCUUUCCAAAAACAUAUGCACAGCUGGCUGAUGAAAGCGGAACGCAGAAUUGCAAACUAUGGCUUAAUUACGUCUCAACAGGAGUCUGGCCUGGAUGACCUCUUAAGUAGUCUGAAAACUGAGGCCAGCAAUGAGCUACAAAGAGAAGGAAAAACAUUUAUUGACAAUAUGACUUCCUAUUACAAAGGAGAAGAGAGGAAUGUGUGUCUUGUGGAGAAGUAUAAGGAAGAAUUUAGUAUUAAUGCAGAGAUUUGCAGGAGAGAGACAGACAGAGCUGUAAAUAACAAACUAGAAGCUGCAGUGGACCUAAAAAAAGGCACCUACCAGUUAGGCAACAUUAAGAAAAACAACAGGGAUACUCUUGCCAAGAAAGUAUCUGACCUUGUUAAGGAAUUUAGUGGAGAUGAAAAUCCAAUGAAUGACAAACAACUGGAGAAAGAAUUUGAUAAUAUGUGGGACAAAACAAUAAAGGAGCUCACAUUCAAAGGUCUAAAGCCUCAAAAUGUUUCACAAGAUAUCUACAGUGACCUUGAGAAACACUUGGGAACGCAAAGUAGGGCGGUCAAAGAUAUUUUGGAUAAUUCAAAAUACCUGAAGGAUUGUGGACUUGAGAAAUUUAAAGUAAAAAAUGAACACAGCAUAGUGUACAAGAUAUUGAACAAGAUUGAGUCAAAAGAGAGUUAUAUAAAAAUGAAGUGUGAAAUUCAAGACAUGGCCGAUAACAUCAUUAACCAGAGUGAGAGGUUUGUUGCGAACAAGGUCAAAGAAAAAACAGACUACAAUAACACUUACAUCCAGGCACUAUUAGAAUUGAUUAAGAAGAACCUUCACAUGAACAAAGAAUUGCAAAUCAGUGCUGAAUUUGAAGCAUCUCUUAAGAUACACAUCUGUGGGAAUGCAACAAGAGAGUUCCAGAAAAUGCAUGAUGCUUUCAUCAAAGACAAUGAUCCCAGACAAAGCCUGACGAACCUAAAACAACAGUUCUUGGCUGACUUCAAGGACCUAUUCUACAAGAGAGACCAUUGUAAAAGGAAGGCUGAAGAGUUCACCAAACACUGCCUGGAACCUGCAGUAAAGGAGUACAUCACCAAAUCCCUUGGACCAGACAUUUUGGAUGAAAUUCUUUCAAACUGUAGUGAUGUUUUCAGCACAAGGAGUUCUUUCCAGUGUUCCAUGCUAAAAUGCUUACUAUCUGGAAAUUUCCAGACAUUCGUGAAGUACACAGACUACUAUGAGGGAUUUGUAUUUGAGUUCAUUUUGAAUAAUACAGUUGAAUACCUUUCAAAGAGAAGCAGGACAGCAAAGGACAUCAGCAUCAUUACAAACAUGGAGGUCCAACACUUGAAGACAAUCAGUAGACAGAUAAAAGAAGCUGUUGAAAAAUCACUCCAAACUGACUCUGACAGACCAGAUGAAGAUGGUGAGGGUGAUGUCAAUUUUAAUCUGUUUAUUCAGGAUUUACACUCAGAAUUGUCUAGCAUGCUGGUUAUUCCUACUGAUACAACAGGGAUGACUUUAGAGAAUUCCAAGACCAAAGAGUUUUCUGACAUGCUAUUAUCAUCUGUUGAAGAGAUGGAGAGCCGUCUCCGUGAUGAAUUUCACAAAGAUCAAGAUAUAUUCAAGAAGUUGGACAGUCUACCUGACCCUCCUCAGGAAAAGCUUUUUAAUAAAUUGUUUGGUUGUGGGAGACAGUGUCCAUUCUGCAAAGCUCCCUGUGAUGUAGAGGGGGAGAGCCAUAUAAAGCACUCAGCUUUGAUUCACCGACCUAAAGGACUUGGAUGGUGUGAAAAAAGGGGAAAACUUACUACAGAGAUAUGCUCACAAUCUGUUUUUUCCAAAUGGAUAAAUGCAUUGAAGUGUUUUCUUUUUCAUGUUGAGAUGACCUGGAUCUUCCAGUCAGGCAAUUCCCAGGCCACAAACUACUGGAAGUUCCUCUUUGUGAAGCACAAUGAGGAGUAUGCAAAGUUGCACAAUGUCUUGCCAGCUUCUUUGCCAGGAGACUGGAGUUCCAUCACUCAUGAAGAAGCUUUGAAAAGAUUGAUGGAGAUGUUUCGGAAAGACAUUUAGGGAAGCACAAGUUACGUGCCAUGCUGAUCAUAGGAAAGGAAUCAUGGUCUUGUUUGGCUCUGAUAUAUGAGAUUAUCAUAGGUACACUUCAACUGUGAGAGACGGAAUCUAAAACAAAAAUCCAGAAAAUCACAUCAAAUGAUUUUUAAGUAAUUAAUUUGCAUUUUAUUGCAUGACAAAAGUAUUUGAUGCAUCAGAAAAGCAGAACUUAAUAUUUGGUACAGAAACCUUUGUUUGCAAUUACAGAGAUCAUAUGUUUCCUGUAGUUCUUGACCAGGUUUGCACACACUGCAGCAGGGAUUUUGGCCCACUCCUCCAUACAGACCUUCUUCAGAUCCUUCAGAAUUCGGGGCUGUCGCUGGGCAAUACGGACUUUCAGCUCCCUUCAAAUAUUUUCUAUUGGGUUCAGGUCUGGAGACUGGCUAGGACACUCCAGGACCUUGAGAUGCUUCUUACGGAGCCACUCCUUAGUUGCCCUGGCUGUGUGUUUCGGGUCGUUGUCAUGCUGGAAGACCCAGCCACGACCCAUCUUCAAUGCUCUUACUGAGGGAAGGAGGUUGUUGGCCAAGAUCUCGCGAUACAUGGCCCCAUCCAUCCCUGCCUCAAUACGGUGCAGUCAUCCUGUCCCCUUUGCAGAAAAUCAUCCCCAAAGAAUGAUGUUUCCACCUCCAUGCUUCACUGUUGGGAUGGUGUUCUUGGGGUUGUACUCAUCCUUCUUCUUUCUCCAAACACGGCGAGUGGAGUUUAGUCUCCACUCGCCAUUUUUGUCUCAUUAGACCACAUGACCUUCUCCCAUUCCUCCUCUGGAUCAUCCAGAUGGUCAUUGGCAAACUUCAGACGGGCCUGGAUAUGCGCUGGCUUGAGCAGGGGGACCUGGCGUGCGCUGCAGGAUUUUAACUAAUGGUUUUCUUUGAGACUGGUCCAUUUCUGCCCAUUUGAGACUGUGGAGACUGUGGUCCCAGCUCUCUUCAGGUCAUUGACCAGGUCCUGCCAUGUAGUUCUGGGCUGAUCCUUCACCUUCCUAAUGAUCAUUGAUGCCCCACAUGGUGAGAUCUUGCAAGGAGCCACAGACCGAGGGUGAUUGACCGUCAUCUCAAACUUCUUCCAUUUUCUAACAAUUGUGCCAACAGUUGUUGCCUUCUCACCAAGCUGCUUGCCUAUUGUCCUGUAGCCCAUCCCAGCCUUGUGCAGGGCUACAAUUGUAUCCCUGAUGUCCUUACACAGCUCUCUGGUCUUGGCCAUUGUGGCGAGGUUGGAGUCUGUUUGAUUGUGUGGACAGGUGUCUUUCAUACAGGUAACGAGUUCAAACAGGUAAUGAGUGAAGAACAGGGGGGGGGCUUCUUAAAUGAAAACUAACAGGUCUGUGAGAGCCGGAAUUCUUACUGGUUGGUAGGUGAUCAAAUACUUAUGUCAUGCAAUAAAAUGCAAAUUAAUUACUUAAAAAUCAUACAAUGUGAUAUUCCUGAUUUUUGUUUUGGAUUCCGUCUCUCACAGUUGAAGUUUACCUAUGAUAAAAAUGACAGACCUCUACAUGCUUUGUAAGUAGGAAAACCUGCAAUAUCGGCAGUGUUUCAAAUACUUGUUCUCCCCACUGUAUGUAUAUGUUUAUAAUUUAGCUACGGCAUAAACAGUUUGAAAGAAGAUUCAUUUAAGUUUCCGUCCACAAUCAUGAAACAAUACGAGACCCUGAUGUUAACAGUGCAACCAACUCCCCUCUUGAGUAGAAGAGGUGCUUUAGGGAAGGAAAAUGUACAUUACUUCCGCUCACAUCUUCAGGCUUUGAGGCCUGUUGUAAAUCAUGAUACAAUCUUGACGAAGAGCAUUCAUGUACAGAAUUCCAGCACUGUAACUCCAAAGCAUAGACAUAGAUAGGUAUGUCAUGAAUGACUGGAAAUGGUGAAUGUCUUUGCUGCAUACCAAACUAUUGCCAGUGGUGUAGUAGUGCCUGGAGAAGUGGGUAACUCUAAUUUUGCCAAACAUUUUCCAAAUGGCUCGGAAAUGUGCCUUGUGUGAAAAAGUGUGUUUCCUAUAGCUUUUUUAAAAAUAUAUUUCCCUAUAGUUUCAGGUUUUUCAGUUUAAAAUAUUUUUUAUUAAACGACAAAUUCCACAAAGUAGUGGAAAAUUAGAGAGUGAACAAAUGUGAAUGAUGAUGAAGGCCAGUGAUGAAGCUGCGACUUGCUGACGCCGGCCUGGCGUGUGAAUUCAAUGCGUCUGGAUGGAUGGCUGUAUAUUUGCAUCUCCAAGGCAACCUCCAGGAUGAGACAUUCUCAUGGAAAUCCUGGGGUCACUGUCGCCAGGAGAGGUGUGAUGACUGAUAAACUUCAAUGGACUAAAUUCAUGUUACUGUGUGAAUUACAUUUGAGUUUGGUUUGUUUCAAGAGCUGAUAAAGAGCUGCACAUUUUGACAUGUCUUAUUGCAUUGUGUUUUCUGGUUGAUGUAUUUUAAAGUGACUGGAUUGAAGUUGUACUAGUUAUCAGGUACAUACAUCCCUGUUGGGUCAAAAUUCAAACUGAGUUGAUUAGAAUAGAAUCUGUGUGAUCUGUUCCUGUCUUUAAUAUUUACUAGCAACAUGCUAAGACAUUUUAUUUCAGGUUGUGGGUGCAUUCCCACUUGAAUUUGUAUAAAAGGGAAGUGAAUUCACUCAUAAUUUGAGGUAAUUGCUACCAAGCUCCUGUGUAUCAGACACACAGUUUUUCUCUUAGAGAUUAUUCUGAACUGAAGACAGUGUAACCAUGUUAAGUCUCAGCCUAUUGGUGAUAGUCAUUUAAGCUGUGUUAGUCUGUAAUGUAACAUGUAUUUCAAGUACAUUCAUUGCUGGUGUCAACCAUUUUGUGACUAAUACAUAAUUUUAGUUGAAUUGAAUAAAUGCAUUCCUCGUUUUAGAGUAA